This is a messenger RNA of Ectocarpus siliculosus, 2268 nucleotides long. NCBI's taxonomy places the organism in Eukaryota, Phaeophyceae, Ectocarpales, Ectocarpaceae. The record is from the annotation of a GenBank genome assembly.
AUGAUAGGUCACUGGCAAUUCAUCUCGCAGCGGGUCCAGGCGUUCCACUUGCAGCUGGCGAGCGAGCUACUACGGGCCCCCUCGCUUGCCAGCAAGACGCCAACCGAGAUGGAUAGGAUUCGAACGUCCUUCGAACACGCCUGCCGGAGAUCGAUCUCGAGGAUACAGCUCGGGAACGACCCGGACCUUGCGCUCGGCAAUAGCGCCGAACGAAUGUUCUCUGGCAUCGUUCGGCUGCACAAAUGCAGCAUCCACCAGGAGCUGAAAGAGGAAUUCGGGCCCGCGGUGGAGACGCUGCUCAUAUUCGUGGCGGUCGACAGCGUGAGCAAGCACGCCCUCCAAAGCUUCAAGGGGGCAUUCUCAGCCCGCGCGGAGAUAAACCGUCAGGCGUCCGCUGCCGACAAGCCUCGCCGCAAGUUUCUACCCUCUGCCGCCGCAGUCGCCGCCGCUGCCGCCGCUGCCGCCGCCACUGCCACUGCCACCAACCUCGAGGCCGAACGCCUGAUGGCCUACCAAAACCACCAACAGCAACGGCUCCGAAAGGAGCUGCAACACCAUCACCAUCACCGCCACCAGUCGCGUCCCGGCGUCGUGAGGAAGGCCGCGGCUGCGCAGCGAGCGGCGGUGGUUGGCUCAAAGUCACGGAGAGCGACUGCGUCGCCAUCAAAAGCGAAGGCGGCGAAGGCACCGAGGCUCUGCAGAACGAAAUCGGCUGGGAGUAGUGGCCACGGCAGCGGCGGUAGCAGCAGCGGCGGCUCCACCCCUAGGGGAACCGGCCGCUAUCGGGGGGCCGGGAGAGGGGGGGGCUGGAACACCGCGAGGCUACCGGAGGAGGACAGGAACGGGCUGCUCAAGCUGCCGUGGGACGGCCUAGAUGCGGUGAGCGAACAAGUCAAGCUCGUUACCGACGCCAGGGUGCAGCUCAUCGAAGAGCGCCGGCUUCGGCCCAGCUACGUGCCCCCGCUCUCCCCCCGAGACUACCAAUAUUCUUCCGGAACCGGCGGCGAUUCCACCGAAGAACCGGGGUCCCCUCAGGGCCACGACGACUCGGAGGAGGCGGAAGAAGACGCCGAGGCUGCUGCCCGGCGGCGGGAGAAGCAGCCUUGGUUUGCUAGGAACGUUGUCGAUCACAGGUCGGCGUGGUGCGGCCUGAGGAACGCCGGAGCACGCGCGGGGCUGCGGAAGGUGUUGCAGCCCCGCCCCUGGGGCGAUCCGCUUGCUCCCUCCGGGGGUGGCCAGGAGGCCGCUAAUAGCCAAGUCUUGGAGCUCAUAUCAGCGGCCACCCAGGCUUACCUUAAGCGCGUCCUGACCGAACUAUCGGUGGUGGCCUACCAGCGGCGGGGAGGGUUGUCAGAAGAACUGCUUCAAGGUCUCGAGGAGCGAAUGGAAGACCCCCGGUCACCGGGCUCCGCGCUCGUCCUGUACGAGGGACUGGUGCCUCGUUUCCCGCGCUACGAGUCCGGAGGGAGUUCAACGACGAUCACUACGGGGACACCGGCUGCAGCAGUGGCUACGACAACCGAGGACCCUCGCGAGGUGCUGCGGCGUGAAGAGGGGGCCCACAGACGGUCGUGCCUGGAGAGGGAGGCCGGCUGGGAGGCGAGGGUCGCGGAGGUGAUGGCGGCCGCAGACGGGGUGGCGGCGAACGAGUUCGCGAGGCGGGUGGGCUUCAAGAGGGGGGUGGGGCUUUCGAUGCCGGCCUCCGCGGAGUGGAGACGAAAGAAGCGGAUGGCGGAGGCGGCGGAAGCGAGGGGUCGUGGAGGCGGUGGCGGUGGCGGCAGCGGUGGUCGCUACGCCAUGGGAGGGAGCGGGCAGCAGCAGCAGCAGCAGCAGGAGGAGGGGGAGGACCAGAUGGAGAUUGAGGAAUGUGAUGAAAGCCGGCUCUCUGUAGACGGCGGAGGAAUAGAUGCCCGUCCGUCGGUGGUGGGAGUACGGGACGAAGGAGUGGGCGAGAGGCGCAAAAGACAGAGUACGGGCAACAACAUGGACGACCAAAGCGACGACGACGGCAACCGCAAGAGCCGGUCGGGCAGCGGCGAAGACGAACAGGCCCGGGCCUUGGUGCGCGACGUGAGGCGGCGGUUUCACAGGUUCGGCGGCACCACCCCGGCGGCGCCUGGCGGCCGCAUCGAGAUCAACAACGCCGACCUGACCGAGCACCUGCGGGCGGUUAUGCCGACCUGCAGCAGGGAGAGCUGGGCAAUACUGUCCGGACUGAAGGCGCGCCUGGCCUCCCAGCGGCGGCGUGCGGCAGACGCGGGACGGUAA